This is a messenger RNA of Trematomus bernacchii (emerald rockcod), 3451 nucleotides long. Its product is annotated as NACHT, LRR and PYD domains-containing protein 3-like. Gene Ontology annotation, molecular function: protein binding. Lineage: Eukaryota; Metazoa; Chordata; Actinopteri; Perciformes; Nototheniidae. The record is from RefSeq and is a predicted model, not a curated record.
AGCUGUGGAGACCUGCUGGGAGUUACAUGUUAGUUCUGUCUCUGCUUGGAGCGACUGAUUCAUUUCACCGUCACUCAUCAGCAGAUUCUCUUCAGAAGGAAACAACAACAGUUUGGAUGAAGCUGAGACUCAUCCUGUUGGUACGUCACACUGAGAGCAGAACAUAGACACAGAGAUGAGAUCAAUACUACAGAGCUAAGGGACAUGUGGACUUUAGUUCAGAGAACUCAGGGUGGGGGCUCUGCUAUGGAUCAGAGUGAGGACAGAGAGGAGGAAGCCCCCCCCUCUAAAGGCUCUGGGGAACAUGACAGCCAGACCAAAGCUCAGAGCCCAGAGCAAACACCACAUCCUGCUGGACCUGGACCUGAACCUGGACCUGGACCUGGACCUGGACCUGGACCUGGACCUGGACCGGGACCUGGACCUGGAGUAAAAGUGUUGUCUUAUUGUGCAAUGGGUACAGGGGUGAAGUGCUAUGUGAAGGACCAUGUUUUAAGAGUGGAUUACCCAGAAUGCUUAGAGAGUCAGAGGGAGGAUGAGGAGGUGUUGGAGGCUGAGGAUGAAGAGCAGAGGAGCAGCAGCAGAGAGGCCCUUCUGAACAUCUCACUGCACCUCCUGAGGAGCAUGAAGCAGGAGGAGCUGGCUGACCGCCUGCAGAGCAAAAUUGCUGCUGCUGUGUGUCAGCGUAAACUUAAAUCCACCCUGAAGGAGAGGUUCCUGUGUGUGUUUGAGGGCAUUGCUAAAGCAGGAAGCCCAACCCUUCUGAACCAGAUCUACACAGAGCUCUACAUCACAGAGGGGGGGGGGGGGGGGGGGGCUGCAGAGGUCAAUGCUGAACAUGAGGUCAGACAGAUUGAAACAGCAUCCAGGAAACCAGACAGACCAGAAACAACCAUCAGACAAGAAGACCUCUUUAAAGCCUCACCUGGAAGAGAUGCACCAAUCAGAGCAGUGAUGACAAAGGGCGUGGCUGGCAUUGGGAAAACAGUCUUAACACAGAAGUUCACUCUGGACUGGGCUGAAGGCAAAGCCCACCAGGACAUCCAGUUCAUAUUUCCAUUCACCUUCAGAGAGCUGAAUGUGGUGAGAGAGAACAAGUACAGCUUGGUGGAACUUGUUCAUCACUUCUUCUCUGAAACCAGAGACGCAGGAAUCUGCAGGUUUGAUCAGUUCCCGGUUGUGUUCAUCUUUGACGGUCUGGAUGAGUGUCGACUUCCUCUGGACUUCCACAACACUGAGAUCCUGACUGAUGUCACAGAGUCCACCUCAGUGGAUGUGCUGCUGACGAACCUCAUCAGGGGGAAGCUGGUUCCCUCUGCUCGCCUCUGGAUAACCACACGACCUGCAGCAGCCAAUCAGAUCCCUCCUGAGUGUGUGGACAUGGUGACAGAGGUCCGAGGGUUCACUGACCCACAGAAGGAGGAGUACUUCAGGAAGAGGUUCAGAGAUCAGGAGCAGGCCGUCACCAUCAUCUCCCACAUCAAGACCUCACGAAGCCUCCACAUCAUGUGCCACAUCCCAGUCUUCUGCUGGAUCUCUGCUUCAGUUCUGGAGGAGGUGUUGAAAACCAGUGAAGGAAGAAAUCUGCCCAAGACCCUGACUGAGAUGUACAUCCACUUCCUGGUGGUUCAGUCCAAAGUGAACAUCAAGUAUGAUGGAGGAGCUGAGACAGAUCCACACUGGAGUCCAGAGAGCAGGAUGAAGAUGAUGGAGUUUCUGGGAAAACUGUCUUUUGAGCAGCUGCAGAAAGGCAAACUGAUCUUCUAUGAGUCCGACCUGACAGAGUGUGGCAUCGAUAUCAGAGCAGCCUCAGUGUACUCAGGAGUGUUCACACAGGUCUUUAGAGAGGAGAGAGGAACGUACAAGAACACAGUGUUCUGCUUCGUCCAUCUGAGCGUUCAGGAGUUUCUGGCUGCUCUUCAUGUCCAUCUGACCUUCAUCAACUCUGGAGUCAACCUGCUGUCAGAAAACCAACAACCUAAAAUCUUCAGAUCAAAACCCAAACCUAAACUAACAGAUCUCUACCAGAGUGCUGUGGACCAGGCCUUACAGAGUCCAAACGGACAUCUGGACUUGUUCCUCCGCUUCCUCCUGGGUCUUUCACUGCAGACCAAUCAGAAACUCCUGGGAGGCCUGGUGACGCAGACAGGAAGUAGCUCAGAGAUCAACCAGAAAACAGUCCAGUACAUCAAGAAGAAGAUGGAUGAGGAUCUGUCUGCAGAGAAAAGCAUCAACCUGUUCCACUGUCUGAAUGAACUGAAUGAUCGUUCUCUAGUGGAGGAGAUCCAACAAUCCCUGAGAUCAGGCAGUCUCUCCACAGAGGAUCUGUCUCUUGCUCAGUGGUCGGCUCUGGUCUUCAUCUUACUGUCAUCAGAAGAAGAUCUGGACGUGUUUGACCUGAAGAAAUACUCUGCUUCAGAGGAGGCUCUUCUGAGGCUGCUGCCAGUGGUCAAAGCCUCCAGGAAAGCUCUACUGAGUGGCUGUAAGCUGUCAGAGAGAAGCUGUGCAGCUCUGUCCUCAGUCCUCAGCUCCCAGUCCUCUAGUCUGAGAGAUCUGGACCUGAGUAACAACGACCUGCAGGAUUCAGGAGUGAAGCUGCUGUCUGCUGGACUGGAGAGUCCACACUGUGAACUGGAGACUCUCAGUCUGUCAGGCUGUCUGGUCACAGAGGAAGGCUGUGUUUCUCUGGCUUCAGCUCUGAGCUCCAACCCCUCCCAUCUGAGAGAGCUGGACCUGAGCUACAAUCAUCCAGGAGACUCAGGAGAGAAGCGGCUUUCUGCUGGACUGGAGGAUCCACUCUGGAAACUGGACACUCUCAGGCUGGACCAUGGUGGAGAGCAGAGGUUAAAACCAGGUGUGAGGAAGUAUUCCUGUGAACUCACCCUGGACUCAAACACAGUGAACAGAGACCUCAUCCUGUCUGAGGACAACAGGACGGUGACACCUGUGAGAGGAGAGAAGCAGCCAUAUCCUGAUCAUCCAGAGAGGUUUGACUCCUGUUCUCAGCUGAUGUGCAGAGAAGCUCUGACUGGUCUCUGUUACUGGGAGGUAGAGUGGAGAGGAGGGGUUUCUAUAUCAGUGACUUACAGAGGAAUCAGGAGGAGAGGAAAUAGAAAGGACUGUAGGUUUGGAAGGAAUGAUCAGUCCUGGAGUCUGAGAUGCUCUGGUAAUGGUUACUCGGUCUGGAACAAUGACAGAAGAACACACACCUCUUCCUCUUCCUUAUCCUCCUCCAUCUCCCCCUCCUCUGGUAGAGUAGCAGUGUAUCUGGAUCAUCCUGCUGGCUCUCUCUCCUUCUACAGAGUCUCCUCUGACACACUGACCCACCUCCACACCUUCAGAGCCACAUUCACUGAACCUCUCUACGCUGGGUUUGCGCUCAGGUUCGAUGGUUCCUCAGUGUCUCUGUGUCCUCUGUAGGAGGAGACCACUUCCUGUCCUGGGGUUUUAA